Molecule: messenger RNA, 4572 nt
Organism: Amphimedon queenslandica
Lineage: Eukaryota; Metazoa; Porifera; Demospongiae; Haplosclerida; Niphatidae
Product: multidrug resistance protein 1-like
Exons: 19
Coding region: 131-4417 (1428 amino acids)
Biological process (GO): oligopeptide export from mitochondrion
Cellular component (GO): mitochondrial inner membrane
Molecular function (GO): ABC-type oligopeptide transporter activity; ATP binding; ATP hydrolysis activity
Source: RefSeq, a predicted model, not a curated record
CAGGAAUGGGCACUCCACUCCUCUUCCUUUCUAUCCUCUCCUUGCAGCCUGUUGACAUUCCACAGUCACUCUUAAGCAGGGGAGAGAAGAAAACAAAGAUUAGCUCCCUCUGGCCCAGCAAUAUCAAGCAAUGUCUACGUCUGUUGCUCCUUCAUACGACGCUAUAAUAGAGGAGUCGGAUGAAAGUAAUCCAUCCAGCACUUUACCAAGAGAUGGUCGUGAAAAUGGAAACACACCUGCUGCAAGUUUUGCAAAUGCCCAGGACAAAGAGCCAAGAGGCUCUGAGCCAAAGAACGAAGAGCAGCCACUUACAGUUAUAGUUGGCGAUGGCUCUGGUUCUGGUCACGAUGACCUUAACCAUAAGAAAGUCUCACCUUGGAAUUUAUUUCGUUUUGCUUCACGUUUAGAUCUCCUCUACAUUAUAGUCGGUCUUAUAAUGGCCAUACUUGCUGGCUCAUCCCUCCCAUUCACAUUCCUAGUCCUUGGUUCCGUCAUCAACGAAUUCAACGGAUACACCAUCAUCUCUCCUCCUGAGCCCAUCCCGCCAAACACAACAUACUUCUGUAAUUUAGCAGACCUCUAUCCGGACUAUGUAAAUUCAAAUGACCCAGCCCAGCUGCUAAGGAGCAGGGUCACUACUUUAGCUUAUUAUGGGAUUGCAAUUGGUGCUGGACUAUUUGCUGCUUCUCUCCUUUCCAAUAUACUGUGGAGUAUUGCCGCCCUAAAUCAGACUAGGAGGCUAAGGACUGCUUUUCUCAGUGCUGUUUUGAAUCAAGAGGUUGGACAUUAUGACCUCCAUCCUCCUUCAGAGCUUCCCUCAAGAUUAGCAGAUGAUGUUAAUAAGUUUGAGGAUGGUAUUGGUCAGAAUUUCGGCAGUUUCAUACAAGAAGCCACUGCCCUCAUAUUUGGCUUCGUCAUAGCUCUUGCCCUCAACUACAGACUAGCCCUCGCCAUCUCAAUAUUCCUACCACUUCUCGUGAUUGUCACCUUUGCAGUUGGAAAGGUGUCCAUAUACGUCUCCAGUAAAGAACAAACUGCUUUAGCUCAGGCUGGUAGUGUAGCUGAAGAAGUCCUGACAGCCAUUAGGACAGUGAUGGCAUUUGGGGGAGAGAAGAAAGAAACAGAGAGGUACACUUCACUGCUAAAGAAAGCUAAAGUAGAAUCUUACAAGAAGCAGAUGACUGUUGCUUUUAUAUCUGGCUUCUAUGGCAUGAUCUUCUUUGCAUUCUAUGCUUUAGGAAUCUGGUAUGGGGUAGAGAUACUGGUUGAUUGUGACAUUACUGGAGGAACUAUUGUUACUGUUAUCCUCGAGAUUGCUGGCAUUAGUUUUAACAUUAGCAAUGCUCUUCCUUUGUUUAUAUCAGUGAUGGACGCAGUGGCAGCUGCUAAGGGACUGUAUCCCACCAUUGAUCAAUUACCGAAUCAAGCCAAAUCAAAAGGUGAAUUCUGUCUAAAAAAUGUCCAAGGCAACGUAAAGAUGACCAACGUUACGUUCAGUUACCCUUCAAGGCCUGGGGUCUCAAUUCUUAACGGAAUUGACCUUCACAUAAAAGCUGGUCAAACCAUAGGGCUGGUUGGUCCUAGUGGGUGUGGCAAGAGCACUCUACUGCACGUGAUGCAGAGACUCUACAUGCAUACUGGGGGAAAGGUCACUAUUGAUGACGUUGAUAUAAAGGACUUGAGUAUUGGCUGGUUAAGGAGACAGGUGGGUGUGGUUUCACAGGAGCCACUCCUCUUCAACGUGUCAAUAGGUGAAAACAUCAGCUACGGGAAAGCUGGAGCCACGCCCAUGCAAAUCGAAGAAGCAGCAAGAGCUGCAAAUGCAUACGAAUUCAUCAGCAACUUACCAGAAGGUUUCAACACUUUAGUCGGCGAUGGAGGAGCUCAAUUGAGUGGUGGAGAAAAACAGCGAGUAGCCAUAGCUCGGGCUUUAAUUAGAAACCCUAAAAUACUCCUCCUUGAUGAAGCAACGUCAGCUCUUGACUCUGAGAAUGAGAAGGAGGUGCAAGCUGCUCUUGACCGAGCUAGGAUUGGUCGUACUACAGUAAUCAUUGCUCACCGAUUAUCCACAAUACAGUCGGCUGAUGUCAUAGUGGCUAUGGAGAAAGGAAAGAUUGUUGAAAUGGGGUCUCACUCUCGCCUUAUGGAGAGAAAAGGUCUUUAUUAUAAACUGGUACAGAAACAAACUCUUGGAAAGAAAGCUAACGAAACAGAAUUCGCCAACUUUUACCGUCAGUCUGUGAAGAAGAGAGUUUCCUUCAAUCGACAGCAGAUCCCGUCGACAGGGGGCGGGGUAGGAGGAGGAGGGGCAGGAGUAACACUACACGCACAUGUACCGCAAACAUUCUCAACUCUCUCUCAAGCCCCUCCCACUACUAUUAGAAGAUCUCGUGCUCCUUCGGCGAAACAGAUGGCCCAACAAGGAAGAACCUUUACCAGAAAACCAACGGAUUAUGCUUUGAUGCGGGUUAUGAGUGAUAUGAGUAUCCCACCGCCUACUCCAAAGACUCCGAAAUUCUCACCUCAUAAUAUCUUUGAACUUGAUCGGGAAGAGGCUAUUGCUGCCGAGAGAGAAGCAGCUGAAAAAGAGAACGUCAUUACAAAAGCUCCAUGGAGAAAGAUGCUCCAACUAAGUAAACCGGAUUGGUGGCUUUUGUUAACCGGACUGGCUGGUUUCGCUCUCUUUGGUGUCCUCUUGUCAGCUCUUUAUGUUCUCUUCAGUGAAGCAGUAGAGAUAUUCAGUAACAUAGAUAGAGAUGAGGUCAUUAAACAAGCUCGACUAUAUUCAAUCCUUUAUGCUGUGGUUGGGUUUGUUGGACUUAUCAUUAACUUUGUAGCUACCUAUUCACUGUGUAUUGCUGCUGAUAGACUCACCACUAGAUUAAGGCAGAAGUCAUUUGAGACGAUUAUGAAGCAAGACAUGUCCUUCUUUGAUGAACCACAGAACUCAGUGAGUAUAUUAACAGGACGACUAGCGAUUGACACCACUGAAGUUAAUCAAGCCACUGGUUUUUCAUUAGGUAUUACUGUCCGUGGUAUUAUCAAUCUUAUAACUAAUUACAUCAUCAUAUUUACCUUUUCAUGGCCUAUGGGGCUAGCGUCAUUAACAACGUUAGUAAUAUUUAUUUUAGUCGGAUUUCUACAGCUGACGCUCACUAACCUGUUUGUGUUGAAGAGUCUGGAGCAUCAGGGGAGGAGUCUGAAGACUGCCAUUGAAGCUAUUGAUAAUGUUUAUACAAUAAUAUCACUUGGUAUUGAGAAGAGAUUGUUACAGAAGUACAAGGACCAGCUUAAACCAGCAUAUCAUUAUGAUAUUCAAGGUGCCAUUAUCCAGUCUUUAUUAUUUUCCCUGGCUCAAUCUUGUGCUACUUUUGUACUCUCAGGAGGAAUGAUCAUUGGAGCUUAUGCUUACACUUCUCCUGACACUGUCUAUUAUGCUGACAUUAGUGACAUAUUUAAAGCUAUUGGUGCAAUGCUAUAUGCUGGCUGGUUGUUUAAGGAGCUCAUUCGCUCCCUGCCUGAUACCCAGUCAGCACAAAUAGCAGCUUCAAGAAUACUAGCACUGCUGGAGGAAAAACCCUCCAUUAACAUGCCUAAUCAAGGAGUGGAUAUCGCCACAAAAUUUCAAGAAGAUUAUGCUAAGCUUGCAUUAGACGACAUUCAUUUCUCUUACUCGUCUCGUCCUGGUGUGGUGGUACUACCAGGCCUGAGUCUCACCGUUAAACCAGGAAAGACUCUCGGCAUAGUAGGACCAAGCGGAUCAGGAAAGAGCACCAUACUGUCACUUGCCGAGAGAUUCUAUGAUCCUGAUCCUGAUUCGGGAACAAUAGAAUUCAACAAUAUCAAUAUCAAUAUUUUUGAGAUCUCAUCUCUCCGGAGACAGAUGAGUCUAGUACCUCAGGACCCAGUUUUAUUUGACAUGUCUAUUUCUGAUAACAUUCGUUAUGGGGCUUUAUUUAGAAAUGACAUUACUGAAGAGGAAGUCAUAGAAGUGGCUAAAGUUGCUAAUAUUCACGAGUUCAUUAUGUCACUGCCUCAUGGUUACCAGACUAUGGUUGGUAGUAGAGGCACUCAACUAAGUGGCGGAGAGAAGCAGCGAGUAGCCAUUGCCCGUGCUUUAAUUAGAGACCCUAAAAUCCUCCUCCUAGACGAAGCAACGUCAGCUCUUGACUCUGAAAAUGAGAAAGUGGUUCAAGAAGCUCUUGAUAAAGCAAGACGAGGUCGUACUACCAUUAUCAUAGCUCACCGACUGUCUACGAUAUAUGAAGCUGAUUCUAUUGCUGUCCUUCAUGAGGGAAGUGUUGUGGAGCAGGGAACUCACGAGGAGUUGAUGAGAUUGCAAGGACACUACUACCUAAUGAACAGUGUCUCACAGCAGCAGAAGGAGGAGGAGGAGGAAGAUGACAUUUUUGUUUGAUUUAUUAUAAUUUUUAAUUGGUUUUCACUCACUAUAUAAUUAUUAAAUCUAGUUAUUGAUUUUUAUGAUGGAAUCAUUAUACGUUUAUUACAGUUUUUUAAUAUUUAAUUUUACUGAUAUCAAUUUACUAUGAAACUAUGAAUGAACAAACUGAA